Messenger RNA from Leucoraja erinaceus (little skate), 2749 nucleotides. RefSeq names its product inner membrane protein, mitochondrial (mitofilin) (gene immt). The record is from RefSeq and is a predicted model, not a curated record. Gene Ontology annotation, biological process: cristae formation. Gene Ontology annotation, cellular component: MICOS complex. Lineage: Eukaryota; Metazoa; Chordata; Chondrichthyes; Rajiformes; Rajidae. The coding region runs from base 186 to 2474 and encodes 762 amino acids. The transcript is spliced from 14 exons.
CAGUGGUGCGGACGAGCGGACUCCGGGACUAUUGGAGUUGACGCCUCUCGGCGCAGAGGACGGAGCAAGGCCGCAGGCUUCCCCCCCUCUCCCCUCACGUUUCCACUGAAAAUGUUCUGAUCUACACGGCGCCGCAGCUUUUACUUUAUUGACGAAACAAGCGCAGGUUGUCGGUGGUUAAAAACAUGUUGAGGGCGUCGAGGAAAGUGGCUCCGCCGUUAAAGAAGUGCCUUUGUGGUAAAUCACAGCUCCGUCCUUUGCAGCAGUACCGUGGAUAUAAAACUGGGAGUAAUGCUGGCGCUACAGUGGGCAAAAUUGUAGGAGGAAGUAUCCUGUUUAUUGGAGGUGGCCUUGGUGGCACUUUAUUAUAUGCAAAGUGGGAUCCCAAAUUUCGUAAGAAUGUAGAGAAAACCGUCCCAUACUCUGAAAAAGUGUUUGAAUUAACCCUUGGGCCUGCAUCGUUUGUCAUGCCUCCAAAGAAACAGGAAAUUGAGGGACCAUUGAAAAUAUCAACGACCGCUGAAGUGUUGAAAGAUUCCAAACAGCCGAAAACCAGGCGUAAUAAAGAUAAAGAAGCUUUACCGAUUGAAGGAGGAACUAAUACUGAAUCAUAUGCGUCGACAGAUGCCGCUGCAAUUAUUUCUGCUGUUGGUGAUGCCCCUUCCAUACCUGCUCCCGUGGUCCAAGUUGAACUCGAUGUUUACGAGGAGAGUUCAGAAAUUACGAGUGAGCAUAAAAUGAAACACACAAAUGAUAAAAGCUGUGAUUGUAAAAAUGACGGCCCGAAGGGGCAACGCAUAGAAGAACGUUCGCCUGAUGAGGUGGCAAAACAUCUAAUUCAGAAAGAUUUGGAGGAGCAUGCUAAAGUUGAAGCAAUAGCAUCAACGUUGGAGGAUGCUCUUGGCAGGAGUGCCCAAGUAACACUCCAGGCAAUUGAAGCUCAAGAUUCAGCAAUUGAAGCCAUUACCUCUCAUUCUAGGAGGUUGAAGGAAGCCAUGGACGAAUCUGAGCAUUCUGCAGACCGAAAGUCGGAACAGUGGCGAGCUUUGGACAAUGCUCUAAUCACUCGCAGCAAGUUUGUGGACCGAGCAUCGGAUGCUCUGUCGAAGGCCAAAGAAGAGUUGGAUAAUCUUCGGAAUACAAUUGAAGAAGCUAAGCAGACUCAGAUCAGUUCUGUUAGACCACAACUUCUGGCUGCUGAAGAAAAUCUUAACCACAUGAUAAUGGAUCUGGAUGAUGUAGUAAAGAAGGUUGAGGCGGCUCAAUCAGAGGCCAAAAUAGUUGUUCAGUACAGUGAGCUGGUGGCUAUGGCCAGGGAUGAAUUCAGGAAAGAACUGGAAAGUAUCACUCCCGAUGUACAACCUGGCUGGAAAAAUCUCACUGGCCAGCUGAGCACUGACGACCUUAACUCACUGAUUGCCCACGCACAUCGUCGCAUUGACCAGUUGAACAAAGAACUGGCUGAACAGCGUGUUCGGGAGAAGCAACGCAUUGAAAUUGCACUUGAGCACCAGAAACUGGAGAAUAAGAGAGCUUUGGAAAUGGCAGUGACAAAAGCUCUGGAGCAUUAUCGAUCAGAAAGGCUUCUGGAACAGGACAAAAAGAUUGAAGAAGUACGAGAAGUGAUGGAGGUAGAGAUGCGAACCCAACUCCGCAGGCAAGCUGGUGCUCACACUGACCAUUUGAGAGAUGUAUUGAAGGUUCAGGAACAGGAAUUCAGAGGCAAAUAUAAGGAGGAGCUGCAACAGAAAUUAUCUGAAUACGAGAUUCAGUACAGACGCUUAUCUCAGGAACAACUGGACAACUUUACCAUAGAGAUGAAUACAGCUCAUUCCAGACUGAAGGGUAUUGAACAGGCAAUGGAGAGUCAUUCUAUUGCAGAAGAGGAGGCUAGAAAGGCACAUCAGCUGUGGCUCUCUAUCGAAGCUCUGCAGUUCGCACUGAAAACGUCCUCUGGUGACAGCCCGACAGAACCCCUACAGAAUGCUGUGGAAGCCAUUACUAAGAGCUGUGAAGAUGAUAAGUUCACCCAGGCUUUAGCUGGAGCUCUACCCCAAGAGUGCCUGUCCCGUGGGGUGUACAGUGAAGAAGCAUUACGCCACCGGUUCUACACAGUACGGAAAAUAGCAAGGCGCGUGGCCAUGAUAGACGAGACGAGAAAUAGUCUGUUUCAAUACUUCCUCUCUUAUCUGCAGUCCGUUCUAUUAAUGGAGCCCCGUGUAGCAAAGCCACCUGAGGAACUUCACCUUGAAGACCUGGACACAUUUAAACUAUUAUCAUAUGCCUCAUUCUACAUUGAACACGGCGACCUCGAGCUUGCAGCUAAAUUUGUCAAUCAGCUUCGUGGAGAACCGAGAAGGGUAGCACAAGAUUGGCUGACAGAGGCUCGUCUAACCCUGGAAACAAAGCAAAUAAUAGAAAUCCUUUCAGCUUAUGCCAAUGCUGUGGGUUUGGGUACCACACAAGUAGAAUAAUCCAACAGAAGGCAGGCCACAGACCUUACCGCGGCAGAAAAAUGGACUUCAACCCCAUAAGCACUAUUCUGUAAGCACUAUUACUGACUUCACUGUUCCAGUGUAAUUCCAGCCAAUGGUACAAUGAAGUAAAAUGUUGGGAAUGUGUCUGUAAUUUGGUAUUAUAGUUUUAUGGAUUGGACUUUGUAUUUGAACCAAAUAAUCAUUUCAGCUCAAUGUAUGUUGAUUUUCUUCCCCCUUCGGAUGCAUAUCAAUAAAACCAAAUUAAACACUGA